UUACUGGAAAUGUGCCAACAGCAGCCAGACCGAUUGGCAGAAAUCCCGAGACCAGUGAGGCGAUUGAGACUCUCCAUGAACUCUUCUUUCAACACCCCACACUCACAAUAA
Podospora bellae-mahoneyi is the source of this 111-nucleotide messenger RNA. RefSeq lists its product as uncharacterized. The record is from RefSeq and is a predicted model, not a curated record. Lineage: Eukaryota; Fungi; Ascomycota; Sordariomycetes; Sordariales; Podosporaceae. The transcript has a single exon. Bases 10 to 111 code for a protein of 33 amino acids.